AUGUCUUCAAUCCUAGUCGAAAAUGGGUCGGACCUUUGGUCUGUAUAUACCUUGGAUAGAGUUGGUCUGGGUCAGUUGCGCUACGUUGGCUUGCUAUGGGGAAUUCGUAAUCAACGGGUCAAUCUCAGAACAAAUGUGAGCUCGAUGAAGUCAAGUCAUACCUGGAGUCUGGUUUCAUCGUCUGGCAUAGGCUACAUUUUGACUGAUGUCCGUUUGGUGAUUGGGCCUUUUAUUUUGUUUGUUUUACAAGGGAUGAUGGCCCUUCGGGUGUACGUCUUACUCGAAAAAUCUAAGCGUGUCCUUGCAGUCCUUGUGAUCGGCUUCUUGGCUGCGCAAGCUGUCACAUUCUCUAUCGUCAUCUCUGAAAUGUUGCUUGUGCGUGGUGGAAGCAUUGUGACACCAGCUAAAGCAGCCAUUAUGGACGUCUCUCAGACAUUCCGCUGGCUCCAUAGGAUUGUUCAUUAUAAAACAGAGUCUGAUAUACUUUAUAAUUUAACAAUGAUUGGUCCGUGGAUGUUCCUCGGCCUUCGGAAGCAGAGCGAGAAAGCAACAGAGAGUCAUAACUUAGGGUCGGGUAACGGGACGACCUUGCACUUUGCAGACAUUAAUACUGCAGGAGAUGACAGAGCUUAG
This is a messenger RNA of Coniophora puteana RWD-64-598 SS2, 633 nucleotides long. RefSeq lists its product as uncharacterized. Lineage: Eukaryota; Fungi; Basidiomycota; Agaricomycetes; Boletales; Coniophoraceae. The coding region runs from base 1 to 633 and encodes 210 amino acids. The record is from RefSeq and is a predicted model, not a curated record. The transcript has 8 exons.